UUUUCCUCGGGGGUAUUAGGUUGAGUUUUGUUUUAGAAAAUUGAUGUGCCUAAAGUAAUAAAUAAUUUUCGUUAAAAUAUACUAGUGAAAAUAUUCUUAAAAACAUAAAUAGCGUUCUGUGAUGUAAAAACCGCUACAAUUUUUAGGAAGAUAUUCUGUAAAAACUGUUUACGGACUUUAAAACAUACCUAUGUCAAAUGACAAAUGGUAUUGCGAGACAUGGAAGGACUGUUAAGAAAUCCAGAGAUUAGAUUAAUGAUUAGGAAUGUUGCAGUGUUCAGCUCCUUAUUUCUCGUUGCAAGGUGGCAUUAGAGACUUUUAAUGAUUGGUUUUUUUCUAUGUGACAAAGUUAUCUGUAUUUCAUGAAUUUGUUUUGAGGUGUAUCUUCCGUUUGGUUUCAGAUGUAAAGAUUAAUAAAUUUAAGUGGACGAUUAGAAUCUUCUUUUGGAGUUUGACUCAUGCCUCAGUUCCAGGCAGGAAAAUAUUUGUGAUUACAGUCUACUGUAUUCCCUCUUUUUUUUUUUUUUUCUUUUUUUUGAAUUUGAUUAUUCACACUGGAGAGGAAUGUUAUAUAUAUAACGUUUGUAAGAAAACAUUUAAUUUUAAAAGCCAUUUUAAGAGUCGUAUGCAACUUCACACAGAAGAAAAACUGCAUAUUUGUGUAGUUUGAAAGAACACUUUUUAACUGUCAAGUUAUUUUGAUGAUUUGGUGCAUAAAUUGUCAAUUUUUUUAUUCCAAAAAUGAAAGUUUGCCUCUCAAUCAAAAAAAAAAAAAAAAAGCUGCGCACUUUGAACUUAAUCUCUAUCCUUUGAAACCUUCAGUAAAGUCCUGCCAUCUUUUGAAUUGAAGCAAACAUAACCUUCUCACGAUAUAUAUUUGGGUAUAACAAAACGAUGCACUAAAAAAAGGUUAGCCCGAGUAAUGUUCGGGCUUGACAUUUUGGAAUACUAGUCCUGUGCCCGAGGCUAUUUCGGGCAUGACAGUUAAAAGGUUAAUGAAAAGGGGCAUUUACACAACCACACGAAUUCACACUGGAGAAAAAGCACAUAUUUCUGAAGUUUGUAAAAAGAUAUUUACUUAGAAGGCUCAUUUAAACAACUAUAUGCACAUUAACAUGGGAGAGAAAUCUCAUAUGUGUGAAGUAUGUACGAAGUCAUUUAAUUUAAAAAAUAAUUUAAACAGGCAUAUGCUUAUUCACACAGGAGAGAAACCUCAUAUUUGUGAAGUAUGUAAGAAGGCAUUUAGUGAAAAGGGCUUUUUAAAUGACCAUAUGCGCAUUCACACAGGAGAAAAACCUUAUAUGUGUGAAGUAUGUAAGAAGAAGUUUAGUCAAAGGGGUAUUUUAUACCACCAUAUGCUUAUUCACACUGGUGAGAAACCUCAUGUGUGUGAACUAUGCAAGAGCUCAUUAAAUUCAAAAAGUGAUUUUAAAAGGCAUAUGCGCAUUCAUACAGGAGAGAAACCUUAUAUGUGUGAAGUAUGUAAGAAAUCUUUUAAUCAAAAAGCAGUUUUAAACAUGCAUAUGCGUAUUCACACAGGAGAGAAACCUUAUAUGUGUGAUGUAUGUAAGAAAUCAUUUAAUCGAAAAACUCAUUUAAACUACCAUAUGCGCAUUCACACAGGAGAAAAACCUUAUAUGUGUGAAGUAUGUAAGAAAAAGUUUAGUCAGAGGGGUAAUUUAUACCACCAUAUGCUUAUUCACACUGAUGAGAAACCUAAUGUGUGUGAACUAUGCAAGAGCUCAUUAAAUUCAAAAAGUGAUUUUAAAAGGCAUAUGCGCAUUCAUACAGGAGAGAAACCGUAUAUGUGUGAAGUAUGCAAGAAGACGUUUGCUCAAAAGGGUAAAUUAAAGAGCCAUAUGCGCAUUCACACGGGAGAGAAACCUUAUAUGUGUGAAGUAUGUAAGAAGACAUUUACUAAAAAGGGCACUUUAAAUUACCAUAUGCUCAUUCACACAGGAGAGAAACCUCAUAUGUGUGAAGUAUGUAAGAAGACGUUUGCUCAAAAGGGCAAUUUAAAGAACCAUAGGCGCAUUCACACAGGAGAAAAACCUUAUAUGUGUGAAGUAUGUAAGAAGACUUUUAGUGAUAGUUGCAGUUUAAAGAACCAUAUGCGCAUUCACACAGGAGAAAAACCUUAUAUGUGUGAAGUAUGUAAAAAGCCGUUUAGACAUAAUUGCAGUUUAAACAACCAUAUGCGCUUUCACACAGGAGAGAAACCUUAUAUGUGUGAAGUAUGUAAGAAGACGUUUAGUAAAAAGUGCAAUUUAAACGACCAUAUGUGCAUUCACAAACCAAAGAAACCACAUAUAUGUGAAGUAUGAAAGAAAUCAUUUAAUUGAAAAAGUGAUUUAAACAGGCAUAUGCCCAUUCACAUAGGAGAGAAACCACAUAUGUCUGAAAUAUGUAGGAAGAUGUUUACUGAAGUGUGUAAUUUAAGCAAGCACAUGGCUUUUCACACUGGAAAGAAAAUUUGUGUGUGAUAUACAUAAACAUUCAUUAAGUGUUUUCCAUAAAGCAUUUAAAUGUGGAUAUCAACAUAGGAGGCAAAUAUUAUGAGUUAUGUGUGUAACAAGUCAUAUUAGGGCAAUGAAGAAUUUGAAGAAACAUAUCUCUAUUCUAGAAGAAAAGAAACCUUCUGUCUUUGGAGCAUGUAUUACAAAUGACUUUUAUUUACCUAUGCUGUAAGCAUUUGUCUCUACAGGUUAUAAACCUCAUAAUGUAAUUCUAGUAAUAAUAUUUAAUUCUCAUAAUGUUGAUUCUAGAUUUUCUUGCAGGAUAACAGAAUGUAGGUACAGCAAAUGUCUUAAGAGUUUAGAGAGGCAAAUCCAAAUAGCAUAAAACCUACUGUUGACAGUUUGGGAGGAACGUGUGUUCUGAUUUGAUGAAAUUAAUUAUAAAUGAUUCAUUAGUUUUCACAAAACAAAAUAUUUUUAUAUGAUAAUUAGUGUUCAGUGUUUAUAUCUCCUGCAUAUUGGUCCUUUUGGAGAUAAACCUUUGUCGCCAAGGUAGAUCCGGCUUCGAGGAUCGGAAAAUGGCGGAUUGUCAGCAAAACCCGUUAAGAAUAUCUAUACUAACUAACAAUUCUAAAAAAAUAAGCUUGUCAUUAGAAUACUGCAAAAAAAAAAAAAAAAAAAAAAAAAAAAAAAAAAA
Molecule: messenger RNA, 3153 nt
Organism: Stegodyphus dumicola
Lineage: Eukaryota; Metazoa; Arthropoda; Arachnida; Araneae; Eresidae
Biological process (GO): regulation of transcription by RNA polymerase II
Molecular function (GO): DNA-binding transcription factor activity, RNA polymerase II-specific; RNA polymerase II cis-regulatory region sequence-specific DNA binding
Source: RefSeq, a predicted model, not a curated record